Molecule: messenger RNA, 504 nt
Organism: Hibiscus syriacus
Lineage: Eukaryota; Viridiplantae; Streptophyta; Magnoliopsida; Malvales; Malvaceae
Product: nuclear-pore anchor-like
Exons: 2
Coding region: 1-504 (167 amino acids)
Biological process (GO): mRNA export from nucleus; protein import into nucleus
Cellular component (GO): nuclear pore
Molecular function (GO): structural constituent of nuclear pore
Source: RefSeq, a predicted model, not a curated record
AUGUCGUUUAUAUUUGGUAGUUUAAAGGAGGAAAAUGCAGUUAAAAGUUCUCAAAUUAUGGUACUAGAGACCCAAAUUUCUUCUACCAAAGAAAACCAGGAUAACGAGCAUGAAAAAUGGCGGGCAGCUCAAGUCAAUUAUGAAAGACAGGUUAUUCUACAAUCAGAGACCAUUCAGGAGUUGACUAAAACUUCGCAAGAUUUGGCUUUACUGAAAGAGGAAGCAUCUAAGUUGUGUAAACUGGCUGAUGCCCAUAGAAGUGAAAAUACUGAACUUAAGGCUAAGUGGGAGAUUAAGAAAUCAAUUCUUGAGGAAUCCAGGAAAGAAGCUGAGAAGAAAUAUGAUGAACUUAAUGAACAGAACAAGAUUUCACACAGUUGGAUUGAAGCUAUGCAUAUUCAGUUGGCUGAGAAAGAUCGCGAUUCUAUUUCAUAUUCACAUGGUGAUUCUGGUAUGCAGAAUAUAAAAUUACCUCCAACGGACGAUAGAAAUAGCAGAAACUGA